ACAACAUUAGCCGCAAAUGAUGAUGAGAAAACGGGAUGGGGCCCCAAAGGUGAACAUAAAUUACGUCAAAAAGGACAGAGCAGGUGCAUUCAUGUUAGUGAAUUUUUGUGUGAACCACUAGGCCGAGUUCAUUUAACUGAAGAACAUCAUGCAGCUCACUCUGAAAUUUCAAAACGUUACGUUACGGA
Messenger RNA from Racocetra persica, 188 nucleotides. Lineage: Eukaryota; Fungi; Glomeromycota; Glomeromycetes; Diversisporales; Gigasporaceae. The record is from the annotation of a GenBank genome assembly.